UGUUUGAUGCAUUGUUUACGCGAGAUGGUCUAGGCAUACAUGCAUGUUCAACGUUUGGUCUGCAUCGUGGGUAUCAGCACCGUGAUGAUCAUUGUCUUCUUCGCUUGUGUCAUCCGGAACCCUAAGCUUCCAGAUACGCAGUCCAUGGCUAUGCCAAGGAGUUUGAAACGGAGAGUUUCAUUCCUCUCGAUCUCGAAAGGUAUAUUAAGGCUCGACCAGAGGUGACAGCGAAUGCAUUCACUAUCAGGAGGCGUGAUAGAUAGCAAAGGAAAUAAGAACAGCGUCAAGCUAGACCUUUUGUAGACAAUAGAACGAUCUAUUAUUAAAGCAAGCUCGCCCGUGAGAUCUGUGGUGC
Dothidotthia symphoricarpi CBS 119687 is the source of this 355-nucleotide messenger RNA. RefSeq lists its product as uncharacterized. The transcript has 2 exons. Lineage: Eukaryota; Fungi; Ascomycota; Dothideomycetes; Pleosporales; Dothidotthiaceae. Bases 40 to 225 code for a protein of 61 amino acids. The record is from RefSeq and is a predicted model, not a curated record.